Molecule: messenger RNA, 990 nt
Organism: Filobasidium floriforme
Lineage: Eukaryota; Fungi; Basidiomycota; Tremellomycetes; Filobasidiales; Filobasidiaceae
Product: WD40 repeat-containing protein
Exons: 7
Coding region: 1-990 (329 amino acids)
Cellular component (GO): Set1C/COMPASS complex
Molecular function (GO): histone binding
Source: RefSeq, a predicted model, not a curated record
AUGACCAUCGCCAUGCAACUCGACCAGAACAUCCCCUCGCAACAGCGACGACGUGCACCUCGCUACCGUAAACACCGCACGCUAAUCUCCCACCUCAAGGGCGUGACCUGCCUCAAGUAUUCUCCUUGUGGGCGAUAUCUAGCCAGCGCAGAUUCCGGGGAACAUGUACGGUCGUACCGAGGGCAUGAUCGAGGAAUCAACGACCUGGUAUUCUCCCCUGAUUGUCUUUACCUGGCCACGGCAGGGGACGAAGGGCUGGUCUUGAUCUGGUCUAUCAAGCAGGGCACCAUCCUCCGCACCCUCCUCUCUCACACCUCGCACGUCCUCUGCAUCACCUUCAACCCCAAGGGCAACGUCCUCGUCACCGGCGGCUGGGACGAAUCCGUCAUCUUCUGGAACGUCCGGUCGGGCGAAAAGAUGCGAACGCUCCAGGCGCAUAGCGAUCCGGUCACCGCCGUGGGGUAUAAUGUGGACGGGACGGUGAUGGUGACGGGGAGUUAUGACGGGUUGAUGCGGAUAUGGGACGGUUCGACAGGACAAUGCUUGAAGACGAUCGAGAACGAGGAGAACUCGCCUUGCUCCUAUGCAGCCUUCACGCCAAACGGCGAUAACCUCAUCUCCUGCUCCCUCUCAUCCUGCAUCCGAAUAUGGAACUACCACACCUCUCGCUGCAUCAAGACCUAUACCGGACAUACCAACGUCAAAUACAGUAGCCCAGCUCUGGUCAUCGAUCCUACCGCCGGCAUCGAUGCAGAGUCGGAGAACAGGCAAACGAUGGACCAGGAGCGGAUACCGGACGCGUGGAUCUUAUCGGGGAGCGAUACGAGCGAGGUGUGUAUAUGGGACGGGCAGAGCAAAGAGCUCUUACAGCGGCUCGAGGGACAUACCGACACGGUCAUCGCGCUCGCCGUGCAUCCGUUCAAGAGGAUGAUCGCUACUGGUGGACUCGAGAGGGACAAGACGAUCAUCCUAUGGCGGGACGAGGAAUGA